CUUGGUGUGGCAUCCAAGUAAUCCAAGAAUUCAAAAUAGUGCAAUUUGAUAUUAAUCAUGUUUUCAUCAAUUACCAAGACUUGCGGCGGUUCUCUUCGCAAGUUUGCAACGGGGACAUCCGCGGUUCUGCCAUUCGACACAAUUUAUGCACUUUCACAAUGCACUCCUGAUUUGUCCCAGCUGCAGUGCACCUCUUGUUUGGAUGAUUCUAUUACACAAAUUCCGAUUUGUUGUAAUGGAAAACGAGGAGGCAGAGUGGUUGGACGAAGCUGCAAUUUAAGGUUUGAGAUCUAUUCUUUCUAUAAUGUUACUGCUGAUGGACAACCACCAUCACCACCGCCACUGUCUCCUACGCCCACAAAUGGUACCACAAGAUUACGACCGGGAGAAGAGGGGAAUUCAUCUCGGAAUAUCAUCAUAAUAGUGGUCUCGACCAUUGUUUCUUUGAUUUUUAUCAUCCUACUCUGCAUCUGCAUCCUUUCCGGAGUGAGGAAGUCAAAGAAGAUUGUUGGAAAAGCAGAUGAAGCUGUUGAAGAUGAAAUCCAAAGUGCAGAGGCAUUGCAAUAUGAUUUUAGCACCAUUAGAGUUGCAACAAGCAACUUCUCCGAAAUAAACAAGCUUGGACAAGGUGGUUUUGGUGCCGUUUAUAAGGGUAAGCUUGCCAAUGGACAAGAAAUAGCUGUGAAGAGGCUAUCAAUGAAUUCUGGUCAAGGUGAUCCAGAAUUCAAAAAUGAGGUUCAGUUGGUGGCCAAGCUACAACACAGGAAUUUAGUUAGGCUCCAUGGUUUUUGCUUGGAAAAAAUGGAAAGGCUUCUUGUUUAUGAGUUUGUGCCAAAUUCUAGCCUCGAUAACUUCUUAUUUGAUCCGAUCAAAUGCACUCAACUAGAUUGGGAAAAACGUUACAAAAUUAUAGAAGGUGUUGCUCGAGGACUUCUCUAUCUUCAUGAAGACUCUAGACUUCGGAUUAUUCAUCGUGAUCUUAAAACCAGCAAUAUUUUGUUAGAUGCAGAGAUGAAACCAAAAAUUUCAGACUUUGGCAUGGCAAGAUUGUUUGGGAUGGAUCAAACUCAAGAUGCAACAAGUAGAAUUGUAGGAACAUAUGGAUAUAUGGCUCCUGAAUAUGCAAUGCAUGGACAACUUUCAGUUAAGACUGAUGUUUUCAGUUUUGGAGUGCUAGUUCUAGAGAUUGUAAGUGGUCAAAAGAACAAUUCCUUCCGUCAUCAGGACAACGCAAUUGACCUUAUUAACUAUACCUGGAGAAGUUGGAGGGAAGGGACGGUAAUGAACAUCGUAGAUCCUAAUUUGAUGGAGGGUUCGAGAGCUGAAAUUAUGAGAUGCAUCCAUCUGGCGUUGCUUUGUCUGCAAAAAAAUGUAGCGCAGAGACCAACCAUGGCUUCAAUUGUCCUAAUGCUUACAAGCUAUUCCGUGUCUCUCCCUGCACCCUCACGCGUUGGAUUCAUGCACAGUGUCUCUCAGUCAGAUAUGUCAUCUUUGCAGGAUUUCAACUCAAGGUCAAUAAAAUCCCACCAAUCCAGACAUGAUGCUUCCUUGGCAUCGAACAAUGAGGUUUCACUUACCGAGCUUGAUCCAAGAUAACGUGAAGACAUGUAACUGCUGUUUAUAUUAUGAUAAUUAGCAUUCUUCAUUCUUUUUUUCGGAUAGAUCCUCCUUUCUGUCCCAGCAGACUAUUGAAUUUUGUUUGUACUUAGAGUAUGGAAAUAAUUUAAUUUAAUUCAG
This is a messenger RNA of Rubroshorea leprosula, 1737 nucleotides long. Lineage: Eukaryota; Viridiplantae; Streptophyta; Magnoliopsida; Malvales; Dipterocarpaceae. The record is from the annotation of a GenBank genome assembly.